UUAAAGUUUGCGUUAAAUUAAAGUUUAUUGAGGCUGUUUUCGAAUUAUCUAUAUAGGCCUACUGUGCACAUGUUGAGGCAAAUGUCGGCUGCUAGCUCCGCAUUUGAAUUUGAAUGUCACUGUCCGUGGUGCUAAACGGAGGCUUCUGCAUGUCUUCGGCCUGAAAUCCCUAUGAUAUUUGUUCAGUAUAUUUGCAAGUGUAGGCAUGUCGAGAAUAGACUGUGAAAACAAAGAAUUAUAUGGUAGGAAAGACAUGGCUUUAUGUUAUUAACGUUCAACUGGAUCUUUGCUAUGGCUAUUUUCCUUUUACAUUGCAUUGUGCAGUAACAAUAAUGACAGACGAUGACUACUCACUCAGCAUGUGUAAAUGUUUGUCUGAAACUGAUUCCAUCUAUUAUAUAGUGACUUCUGCAAAUAAUUUAUAAUACCACAGAGAUUGGAAUCCAUUGCUUCCAUAUAUUCCAUAUAUAGCAUCAGGUUUUCUACUGCAAACUUGGAUAUUUCGGCUAAUAUGACGCAAGCUAUACCACAUACAGUCAGAUAAAAAAUAUGUUAUGUCCUAAAAGCAUAAAUUGAUCUUAGUUUGAAUUAAAGUGUAUUUCACUGUUAUCAGACGUGCAGCCCCAAUGCCGGCUUUGAGAUACAUUGGGUGGUUUUUAAUUAGUCAUGCAUGCAGAUCUUUGCAAUAACUCACAGAGCCAUUUGUGAUUAAGUUGUCCGCGUUUUUAUAUGAGGACGGGUGUUUUACUGAGUUGUGCAAUUACUUAAAUUCACCACGCAGUGACGCUAUAGACCGUAACACAUGAAUGUUCAGGCUCCUCCCUGAGUAAAAACAGAAUGACUGUGGUUUUCAUCACAAAGAGACACGGGAAGAGAAGGGAGGGCAUAAUGGAGUCUUCGUCAAUAAGAAUAAGGACAUCAAAAUAGUGUUGGCUGAAGUUUUAGCAAAUCUCACAAUUCCACGGUCGAAACGCAAUUGUGGAUGUAUGCUUUGUUCUUUCUCAGUGGAAUUAUGCAUUUACCGAGUAGCAGGAGGUCUAUUGUUACAUACAUUGUGCUCGUGCUGUUGGAUUGUUACUGGGAAGCGGCGUCCGGGCAGCUCUCCUACUCUGUCUCAGAGGAAGUAAACCCAGGAACUAAUGUUGGGAAUAUCGCCAAGGAUCUAAACCUCAAUGUGCAUGAUUUGGAGUCCCGUUUGUUUCAGGUUGUUACAGGAUCGAAGAGGAAAUACUUCGAGGUAAAUUUAAAGACCGGAUUUCUGUAUGUCAAUGAGAGAAUAGACCGAGAGGAGCUUUGUGCAGAGGAACCCAAAUGCACUGUUAGCGUAGAGGCUGUCAUAAACAAUCCAUUAAAGCUUUACCGCGUAGAGAUAGAAAUUAGAGAUGUGAAUGACCAUUCUCCGUCUUUUAGCACAAAAUCACAAAUACUGGACAUAGCAGAGAACACAUUGCCUGGGUUUAGAUUCGCGUUAUCGGAGGCAAGCGAUGCUGAUGUGGGUAAAAAUGGCGUUAGUGCGUAUAAGGUCAGUCCAAACGAAUAUUUCAGUCUUGCGACACACAAAAGAGGGGAGAGUUUAUCUCCAGAGUUAGUGCUGCAGAAAGCCCUAGACCGUGAGAAACAGCCACAUAUGCAGCUCAUGUUAACUGCGAUAGACGGGGGGACUCCACCAAAUUCAGGAACCUCAGAAAUUGAAAUAAAUGUACUAGAUAUUAAUGAUAACGCACCACUGUUCAGCAGCACUCUGUACAAAGUUCACAUUUUGGAAAAUACCCCGAUUGGUACGGCAGUAUUCACCUUAAAUGCGACCGAUGCUGAUGAAGGCACAAACAGUGAAAUAGUAUAUUCUCUUCGUAGUAAGGAUCAGGAUCAUAUUCUGGAUAUUUUCAAAAUUGAUUCAGACACUGGAAUCAUUUCAGUGAAAGGCAAAAUCGACUAUGAGGAAAGAAAAGCGUUUGAGAUUCGAGCAGAGGCCAGGGACAAAGCCCAGCCUCCUCUGUCUGCCCAUAGCAAAGUGCUGGUAGAAGUAAUUGAUGUAAACGACAACGCCCCUGAAAUCACUGUGACGUCACUGCUCAACACAGUGAAGGAGGACGCGGAUGUUGGUACUGCUAUUGCACUAGUAUCCGUUCUAGACAGAGACGGUGGUAAAAACGGUGAGGUGAAAUGUGAGAUCUUAAAUACGGUUCCGUUCAAAUUGGAGACAAAUUACAAAAACUAUUACUCUUUAGUGGUUGAUGGACAUCUAGACCGAGAGGUAACUCCUCAGUACAAUGUUACCAUUUCAUCUACCGAUGAUGGGAGUCCCGCUCUUUCAAACACCAGUGUUAUUACUGUUUACGUUUCUGAUGUUAAUGACAAUGCACCAUAUUUCCCAGAGCCGUUAAUAAACGUUUAUGUGAAAGAAAACAGCAAAGUAGGAACUGUUAUUAAAACAGUGACUGCAACUGACGCUGAUAUCAGCAACAACGGUCAGGUGAGAUACUCAUUUUUAAACAGUAACAAUAAAUCUCUGCCCCUACCUACAAUGGUGAAUAUCAACUCAGAGACUGGAGAUAUAGUCAGCCUGCAGUCUUUUAACUACGAGGAGUUAAAGACGUUCCAGUUUAAAGUUCAGGCCACAGACUCUGGUGUUCCUCCGCUCAGCAGCAACGUGACUGUGAACGUUUGUAUCCUGGAUGAGAAUGACAACAGUCCCGCGAUCCUCGCGCCUUAUUCUGAGCACGGCUCCGUUAACAGUGAGAGCAUCCCCUAUUCUGCUGAAGCGGGAUACUUUGUGGCAAAGAUCAGGGCUGUAGACGCAGACUCUGGAUACAACGCGCUGCUUUCUUAUCACCUGUCUGAGCCCAAAGGAAACAACCUCUUCCGGAUCGGAACCAGCACCGGGGAGAUCAGGACUAAGAGGAGAAUGAGUGACAAUGACCUGAAAACUCACCCCUUGGUGGUGCUGGUUUCUGAUAACGGAGAGCCCUCCCUGUCAGCUACUGUGUCUAUUGAUGUGGUGGUGGUUGAAAGCACAGCUGACAUCCAGACUCAGUUCAGACAUGUGCCCAUAAAGGAGGAGAGCUUCUCUGAUUUGAACCUGUAUCUGCUGAUCGCCAUUGUGUCGGUGUCAGUGAUCUUUCUGCUGAGCCUCAUCAGUUUAAUAGCUGUGAAAUGCCACAGGACAGACGGCAGUUUCAGCAGGUACAGCGCCCCAAUGAUCACCACCCACCCUGACGGGAGCUGGUCUUACUCUAAAGCUACUCAGCAGUAUGACGUGUGUUUCAGCUCCGACACAAUGAAGAGUGACGUAGUGGUUUUCCCCGCACCGUUUCCGCCUGUAGAUGCGGAGCUGAUCAGUAUAAACGGAGGAGACACUUUCACCAGAACUCAGACUUUACCUAACAAAGACAAGCUCCGACACACUGAAGAGUGACGUAGUGGUUUUCCCCGCACCGUUUCCGCCUGUAGAUGCGGAGCUGAUCAGUAUAAACGGAGGAGACACUUUCACCAGAACUCAGA
Micropterus dolomieu (smallmouth bass) is the source of this 3501-nucleotide messenger RNA. Its product is annotated as protocadherin alpha-1-like. Lineage: Eukaryota; Metazoa; Chordata; Actinopteri; Centrarchiformes; Centrarchidae. The coding region runs from base 983 to 3415 and encodes 810 amino acids. The transcript is spliced from 2 exons. Gene Ontology annotation, molecular function: calcium ion binding. Gene Ontology annotation, cellular component: plasma membrane. The record is from RefSeq and is a predicted model, not a curated record. Gene Ontology annotation, biological process: homophilic cell-cell adhesion.